This is a messenger RNA of Acomys russatus (golden spiny mouse), 1139 nucleotides long. It is a transcript of the gene Hdgfl1, whose product is annotated as HDGF like 1. Gene Ontology annotation, biological process: regulation of transcription by RNA polymerase II. The coding region runs from base 1 to 849 and encodes 282 amino acids. Lineage: Eukaryota; Metazoa; Chordata; Mammalia; Rodentia; Muridae. Gene Ontology annotation, cellular component: nucleus. The record is from RefSeq and is a predicted model, not a curated record. Gene Ontology annotation, molecular function: transcription coregulator activity; double-stranded DNA binding. The transcript has a single exon.
AUGUCUUGCUUCAGCUGCCCUAAGUACAAGACCGGGGACCUGGUGUUUGCCAAGUUAAAGGGCUAUGCCCACUGGCCAGCGAGGAUCGAGAAUGUCACCGAACCCAACCGCUACCAGGUGUUUUUCUUCGGGACCCACGAGACGGCCCUGCUGGGCCCCAAGCACCUGUUCCCUUAUGAAGAGUCCAAGGGGAGGUUCAGCAAGCCCAACAAGAGGCGCGGCUUCAGCGAGGGGCUGUGGGAGAUCGAGCACGACCCGAUGGUCGAGGCUGCCCCUUGCCUGUGCUCAGAAGAAGAGCAGCGCUGUGCCCAGGAGCUGGAGCCGGGGCAGGAGCCGGAGCCGGGGCAGGAGCCGGAGCCGGGGCAGGAGCCGGAGCCGGGGCAGGAGCCGGAGCAGGCGCCCGGGCAGGAGCUAGAGCUGGAGCCGGAGUCCAGGCCUGAGAUGGAAGCAGAGCCAGGACCUGAGACCGAGUGUGAGCAGGAGCCCCAGCCGCAGCCGGCUGCCUACGGCCUGCUGGACGCCGCGGAGGAGCCGGGCCUCACCGAGGCCGAGCCAGGAGACAAGCCGGCUGAGCACCUCCGAGAGCUGCCGGCGGAGGAGGCCGAGGAGCCAGGGCAUCUGAAGAGGAGCGCGGAGGAAGAGCCGCACGAUGACGCCCCCAAACGGCCCAGGGAGGAGGCGCCCGGCGCGCUGGAGAUGGAGCCGACCGGCGGAGAGCGCGAGGCUGAGGCCUGCCCCAUCAUGGAGGAGCCUGACCAAGUCCAGGAGCAGCAGCAGCCUCCUCUGGAGGAAGAGGCCACGGAAGAAGCGGUCCAGGCCCUGAUUCGUAGAGAGCUCGAAGGCCUGUAGUCAACGGUGUCUGUAGAAGAGCCCUCUACCCGUUUCUAGUGCCACCUGGCUGUGGCUGGCGAAACCUACUAGGGCCCAGUCCUCACCCAAGCCCCUCUUCUCUUUCCUUCACUCACCUUCUCCAAGACCACAUUCCUGGCAUGGGGCAGGCCACUUGACAUCAACUUUGUGGCUUCAGUCGUGGCCCACUUCCCUCGCUAACCUCUUAGGGGCAUUCUGGACCUCUGCCUGUGUACCAGGAGUGCAGUGGGUAGAAGAUAAAGAUCACGGGCAACUUUCAACGCUCUGGG